Molecule: messenger RNA, 1084 nt
Organism: Anopheles nili
Lineage: Eukaryota; Metazoa; Arthropoda; Insecta; Diptera; Culicidae
Exons: 4
Coding region: 1-990 (329 amino acids)
Molecular function (GO): DNA binding
Source: RefSeq, a predicted model, not a curated record
AUGUCGACACUUCGUUCUAACUCUUUUAUUUGGUCGUAUUUUAAAAAAGAUCCAAACGCUAAAAGAGGCAAAUGCUUACACUGCAAUCAAGUGAUAUCGUUAGAAAAAUCUUCAUAUUCCAAUCUGAAGAGGCACUUGCAACGGAAACAUCCAUUUCUGGAGCGACCGAAAGGUGUUAAUUGCUCGGCCGGAUCCCGGAUAGUAUGGAAACAUUUUACAAGAGAAGUCGGUAAAAAAGCAAAAUGUAAGCACUGCUUCAAAAUUAUAUCCUGCCAAAAUGCGACGUUCAACUUGCGGAGACAUUUGAUAAACAUACACCCGGGUGUAUCGUUGGAAGACGACAACGCACACGAAGGACAUCAUCAAGAAGAGGAACGGUUAUACGACGAUCCGCUCUCCAGUUUCGACGCUGGAAGCUAUUCCAAAUCAUGCAAAUCUCCCGCCUCUUCCAAUGAGUCGGAUGUGGACAUUGAUUCCAAACAUAGUCUUAUCGAGCUGCAACCAAUCGAUAACAUUGAGCUGACGGAACCGAUACGGAUUGAAAUCAUAGACUUGAAUCCAGAAUCUAAAUCGUCUGUUGAUGACGGACAAGAGAUCAUAGAGGAAACCAUCCAUCAGUCUGAUUCGGUACCAAUGAUGAAUUACGAACGUAUAUCUACUGCACACAGUGACAUAAACCAGGCUGAAGAUAUGAGCAACGUUAUUGAGGAGACUAUUACCGAAACCAACAAUGUGGCGCACAACAUCCAAAUGAACGUUGAAAGGUCGCAACGAUCCUGUAAUUUUUUAAGCAUCGGUAUGAAGGAUAUCAACGUGAAAACGGCAGCAUAUGCAACAAAUAUUGCCUUGGAGCUGGAAAGUUUAGACACGCGGCAGCGGAUAGUGGCAGAAAAGCUUAUAUCCGACGUAUUAUUUCACGCCAAGCUGGAAAACUUGACAGAGUAUUCAAUGGUUUUAGUAAAAGUAGAUACUUUCGAGAAGCAUUGCUAGUCUGUCAUUAGUCAGUAAAAUUUGCUUAAUUGUACUCUUUGGAUGUAAGUUAAUGCGGAAACUGGACGGAAAUGAAUGAAUUUAAAAUGGGUGA